Penicillium antarcticum is the source of this 1008-nucleotide messenger RNA. RefSeq lists its product as uncharacterized. NCBI's taxonomy places the organism in Eukaryota, Fungi, Ascomycota, Eurotiomycetes, Eurotiales, Aspergillaceae. The record is from RefSeq and is a predicted model, not a curated record. The transcript has 4 exons. Bases 1 to 1008 code for a protein of 335 amino acids.
AUGCCUUUGGAUACGAUUUAUCUGACCCGUCAUGGUCACCGCCUCAACUGGACCAUUGACUUUCGCACCGGCACCUAUAAGGCCCAGUUCCCUACGCCGACAGGGAACCCAGCAGACCCCGCGCUGACCUCACAUGGCGUUCGGCAGUCACACGAGCUGGCAGAGCAUGUUGCUGCUCCUCAAUUCCAUCCUAAGCCAUUCCGCGUCUAUUCAAGUCCAUUCUACCGCUGUCUGCAGACUAUCCAGCCCUCCGUGGAGGAAUUGAAGCGGAUAUCUACGCAGUCUGGAAAUAGCCAACUUGCAGACCUGAAUGUUAGGAUUGAAAAUGGAUUAGGAGAAUGGUUCGGCGCAACAAACUUCUUCGACCACCCUCCGCAUCCAACCUCCAAAGAAAUGAGCACCCACUUCCCAACCCUGAUCCCAGAAUCAAAUGUGGGAAACUACAAACCACUCCUAAUUCCCUCCAGACGCGGCGAGACAAUCAGCCAACUCCAUAACCGCGUCGCAACAGCCCUCCAAGGAAUUAUCACCGACAUAGAUACUGAAAUUGUGGCCCUAGAAGCGACGUUACCCCCAGACCAGCGAACCAGCCAAUCAGUCUUGAUCUGCGCGCAUGCUGCACCACUUAUUGCCAUGGGUCGUGCGUUGACGGGACGUAUGCCUGAUGAUAGUUCUGAGGAGGAUUUCAAUGUUUUCACUGCUGGACUGAGUACGUUUAAGAGGCGAGGGAAUAUGACGCCUGCUGUUGAGGGUAGUUCUUAUGGACCAGAGGGGGAGAGUGCUCUUGCUGAGGGUACGAGGUUCGUUCGUGCUUCUGGGGAUAUCCCGGAUUGGAAGAAUGGGAAUGGUGUUGCCGGGGGUUGGGAUUGUGUCUCGAAUGGGGAUUGUAGCUUUUUGAGUACGGGUGCCGAACGUGGAUGGCAUUUCAAUGGCGAGGAGUCUUUCGAUACUGGUCCUAUGGCCCCGGCUUCUGAGCCGGCGCCGAGUAAGACUGAUACAAAGUUAUGA